Molecule: messenger RNA, 3635 nt
Organism: Gigantopelta aegis
Lineage: Eukaryota; Metazoa; Mollusca; Gastropoda; Neomphalida; Peltospiridae
Exons: 6
Coding region: 242-1534 (430 amino acids)
Source: RefSeq, a predicted model, not a curated record
CUGGCCCAAUAUCGAAAUGACUCCCAGCUGCGCAUGACGGAAACUGUAGGUUCAGCACAGGGAUCUAUCGCGAUGAGCAGUAAUUAUGUCAUUUAAAUCCCACACAGACACGAAGCGAUGACAAGCAGGGUUGCUGUAUCAAGAGCUCGCGACCGUUUCACGGUGACGAUGGAAAAGACAUGGACAGUUGUUUUGCGAAUCACACCGUCUCACUAGGAUCUAUUGUUUGAAGCCGGUGACCAUGCUUCGAUUGCUGGAUUCCUCGGAAUUCAACGAGUGGUGGUCGUCUCUUCUAACCAAGGCGAGAGAUCACGCUCCAAGUGCCUUCAAAGUUAUUUGUAUGAUUUUCUCAAUCGUCGGUCUUGCUGCGACGUUUCGGUGGUUCCUAUCAACAGAGUUGUCUACAGGCACUUCUGAAUCUGUUUGUACGGCUUCGUCAACCGAGGGUUGUCCCUGGCAACACGUUUUGUCCGACCUGGCCAAUCGUCUGCAGCUUCUUGAAAUGGCGUUCAAAGAACAAGUAAUUGCACGUGAAUCCAUAGCCAAAGAAGUAAUCAACCAAUCAGACGUGAAUUCACACCUCAACGACAAAUUAGACAUUUUUCUCGAAAAGCUUGAGCUCAUAUCAAACAAGAAUCGUUUGUUGGAGGUCCGGCUUGAACAAGUUACUGCCAGAAUGCACUCAGAUGAGACUCUUGGUUUUCUUGUCAUGGUGUUCAUUAUGGUAGAGGUGAUGGUCAGACUGGAACCAAAGGUUAGAAGACUUUUGACUCCCUGGCGCAAUGGACCAGCACCAGCGAAAGAGGAAGAAAAGACAAAUGAUAACUGCCCUCAGGAACAAAAUAUCUCUUCGGUGUCAAAGAUGUCCUUGUUAGUAACUGGCUUACUGAGGCGGAAGUGUCCUGUUUUGCCACUAAAUGGUCAUUUGCCAUCUGAUAUUGUGGCGAGAAAAUCAUCUAACUCAUCCAACUCGACUGAUCCAGGUCGCAGGUCCCGCGUAGCAAAUGGUGUGAAUUAUUCACCGAAACACGGUAUUUCACUGCGUCCUGAACUGUGUGUCAUUUUGUUCAAGCGAGACAACAACAUCUCGUCCACGCUCGUUGAUGGGAUCAUAAAACACUUGGACGAUGGUAAAAUGGCGGAACGCCCUCACUACACAAUUGAAGGGAGCGAAACCUUGAGGCAGAUCCCCAGAGUGAAACUCUAUUUAGUAAUAUCCGAAAUGGAAGAAAAGUGUGGUCACAGUUUUUUGCGGCCACAAGACGUAGAACUUCACACGUCAGCAAUUCGCUUCAUGAAGUCUUUAGGGGCCAGCAUAGUUCUAGUGAUGACCAACGACGAGGGUUCCAAAAAACUAACAGCUCAUUCCAUGUAUAACACAAGCCUAAGACUUGUCCAAUCACACGAAGUGUUACAAGAACUAACAUCCAAUGGACGCGUGUUUAGCAUGUGGAGGGAACUGACGUCACACCAGCUGAGUCAUUUGAGAAAAAUUGUGAAAUCUGUAUUAAAUGUAAAGACGUCUGUUCGCUGAUGAAUUGUGACUCUUGACAGCCGAAACAAAUAUUGUACUAUCAUUUUGUAUCACCGUCUGGUAUCUGGUAAAAGAUUGUAUUAUUUGAAUGAAAUGAAAACGCCGAAUCAAAUGGAUGUCAAAAUGGUAAUCGGUAUACAGUAUUGGAAAAAGUUGGAAUAACAUUCUGGGAAGUAAAUUUAAGAAACGAGCAACAAAAAACCCCAAACAACCCCAUCACACCACCACCAUCACCACCACCACCACCAAAACCAAAACCCCAGACAGGUCCAGAAGAUAUCAGAGGUGAUGAUUAUAUGUGUUACUGAUGCGUUUACAUCCAAUGGAUGCGUAUACUUUUAAUGUAAUACGUUUGUUAUCUACACGAGUGACAGAAUUGUUUGAAAAAGAAGUUGCACCCCCCAUUUAAAGUCGAUGUCCACCCUUGAAGGAAUAACUACAAUUGAUAUAGAAAGAUGUGAAAACUAAUUUGUGUUUGUGUUAUUUGUAUCAUUACUGCCGAAAGAAACAGUUGCACAGUUCAUUGUGCCAUGUCCACGUAUACAUAACUUGAUGUUCCUAUUAUCAUUUUACACCCCUUGUUAAAAAAGCCGAUUUCCAUUCUUGAAGGAUUGAUUAUACUAGUUUAUACUUGGAGAAUGUGAAAACUGUUUUUUUUGUUAUUUAUUUUAAUCAUGGAUAAAACUAAAAAACCCCCAAAGCGUCACAGUUGAUUCAUUCUGCACCAUCCGACGGUGAUGGUACUAAGGAAUUGCAUGCUGAAGGAUUUGAAAAGAAGUUUGUGUAUUCGUUCGUAAUUAUCCAGUGUAUUAAGAAGAAAGUUCAAGUUACUGAGAAGAAAGUUCAAGUUAAUUGAAAAAACAACUUGUGACGUAUAUAAUUCUAUUCUACCUCUCUUGCUAAAUACGGAAAACAAUUUAUUUGGAGAAAUGCGACAUUAAAUUCAUCCAUGAAAGUGUAAUCUGCAUUGCUUUUCUUUUGCUGAAAUUAAAUAAUAUAAUUACCAGUGCAUUUCCUUCUCAUACCACUAACAUAUACAGUGGCAAAUACUAUACAUGUAGUUAGUUAUUGUUUAACGUCAUCACUAGAGCACUUUGAUUGAAUAAGCAUCGGCUUUUCGAUGCCAAAGAUUUGAUAAUUCAAACACGCAGUUUUUAGAAAACCCGCAAAACCCCCCCACAAAAAACACAAUCCAUUACCUUGAGGGAUCUUUUAUAUGCAUUUCCCCACUAACAGGACAGCACAUACCGAAAUCUUUGAUAUACCAGCGGUGUGAAGAAAAGCAGGUUUUCACACAGUUCUGGUUGUGGUUCUUACAAAGUAGGUUUUUGUAUUCUGCCGAUUCCAUUCAGAAUGUGAUCUAUCACUGGACAAUACAACGCAGUAGGUGUCACAAGUGUGUUAAAAUUUUAAGGCCACAUACAAAAAAUAUAUAGUGGUGAAUGUCCUUUCCACCCUUAAAAUUACAUUUAAAAAAAAAAAGUUCUUGCUAAGAAUAUGAAUAUUUCUAUAACCAAUGCAUUUUAGGACAUCGUAAUGUUUUUAUAUCGAUUUUUGUCUAAAAUAACUGCGUACGUACGAAUUUAUUAUUUAUUCUAAUGGCCAAAGAGAAAACUUUUAAUAAUGCGGCCAAAGGUCAUUUCAAAUGUGUUUAUCAGUGGCGGAUCCAGCAAAAUGACAUGAGGCGAAAUGCCAAGAGAACAUUGGGGUAGGUUUGGAGGGGGAUCGUAAACAAAUGAAAAUUAAAUAUAUAAUAAAAUUAUAAUUGUCGCAAAAUUUAGGGAGGGGGGGAGGACCCCCUUGAUCCGCCUCUGUUUAUCCAUAUAAUUCUUUAUAUUUAAGUGCUUACUUUGUUGUGGGAACAAACGGAGAUAUUGUAGGAGCUGAAAACUCGGAAUAGUCCCUCUACUGAGGUUUAAAUACGCUAUCAUGCGCAUACACCUCAACUACUAAAGCUGUAUUUUCCCCAUCACAGGACGUAACACAUUGGUAAAGCGCUCGCUUAAUGCGCGGUCGGUCUGAAAUCGAUCCCCAAUGGGCCAUUUCUCAUUCCAUCCAAUGCACCACGACUGGUAUAUCAUGUGCUAUCCUGUCUGUGGAA